AAGUAUAAUACUAGAUACCGAGGUUGAAUUCAAGGUAAGUAUGCAUGUAGUUAUCCUUGACCGGGAUGGGAUGGAUCCUCAGCGGUUACGCAAGGUGAAUGGAUGGUGGUGGUGGGCUGGCUGUGCCAUGCGACGGGCUUCGUGAUAGGUAGGAACAAACGUUGCCGUUGCUCUUGUGUUGGAGGGAUGGAUGAUGGAUCAUUAUUUCUCGCACACUCUCUCACUCUCUAUCUCUCUCGGUGAAUGCGAACGCAACCCCCACACCUCACCUGCUCUGGCUUUCCUUGUACCACUACCUCGACAACCUCUCGAGACCUCGACCUCCCCCCUCCGAGAGGUCGAGUCAGUCGUGUUGACGCGGCCUGUUACCCCCCAGGCCUCCCCCAGUGGGCAAUUCUUGCUCCCAUGGCCUUGCUCGGUCGUGAAUGUUGGGCCAAUGCAAAAGAAAUGUGAUGUGAUGUGACGGCACUAUUGACUUUGUUGACGCUGG
Molecule: messenger RNA, 490 nt
Organism: Aspergillus heteromorphus CBS 117.55
Lineage: Eukaryota; Fungi; Ascomycota; Eurotiomycetes; Eurotiales; Aspergillaceae
Exons: 1
Source: RefSeq, a predicted model, not a curated record